Messenger RNA from Strongylus vulgaris, 894 nucleotides. The record is from the annotation of a GenBank genome assembly. Lineage: Eukaryota; Metazoa; Nematoda; Chromadorea; Rhabditida; Strongylidae.
AUGGCUAAAAAAGCGGGAUCUUUAGUUUGGUUAGGGAUAAAAUGUCCACAUUCUUAUCGACAUUACUGUAUUUGGGACGAGAGUCAAGCUCAUCUUCAAGACUACUCUGUGUUCUUCCAUGGUAACCCAAACAGUAUUGGUGAAUGUGUAAUGAUGAUGAUUGGUGAACUUGCUAAUGGAAAAUGGGUUAGUGCAGAUUGCAGAUACAUGCGAGUUGCUUUCGUUUGUCAAGUUGCAAGAAAAAAACUUUGCGGUGAUUAUCGCGAAUACGCUAAAGGUGGUAAAUGCUACAAGAGAAUUUAUCAACGUUUAACCUUCGAUGAAGCAGAACACUACUGCCAACAAGAAUGUGGCCACCUUGCUUCCAUUCAUAACGCUGAGGAGAACGAGAUAUUUCAUGAAAUGUUCGAUUAUAAGGGAGACUACGGUAGACUUGGCCUAAAGCAAUCAGACGACAAUUUUUCAUGGACGGACAAUACGACUUUCGACUACAACAAUUUUGGAGUCAAUAAUACAAAACUCGGCGAUUGUGUGGCUAUGUCGCUGGCUGAUGAGAUAGUAAACGCCACCCAAUGGAUCAACGUUCCAUGUGAUCAAGGACUCCCAUUUGUAUGUCAAAAAGUUCGAGGAGCAUGUUUCAAUACAACAACGGUUUCCGAAGUACCACCUCCAACAAUGGCUCCGGCCACUUGUGAUCAACCACAAUUUUUCGAUCAAAAUGGCACGAUCUAUUCGCCUGGUUAUCCAAACUUAUACAGCGGUACGAAGUCAUGUCAAUACAUCAUGACAGUUUCUCCAGGAGACUUUGUUCGGAUCCAUUUCCCAGAACUUGUCUUACAACCUGACAGCACCAUAAAGCUCUACAAUUCCAUUAUUGAUUCUCGUCCUUCUGAA